GUUGCCCAUAUAUUUACCUUGAUUCCCAUUUUUCCGAGAUCAGGUCCUCCCAUCUCAACUCUAACGUCUCCGACCUUCUGCUUCCCAAGCCCCUCUGAUUGAGGCUGGUAUACUUAUACCAGAUUCUUCUGGGACCGAUUCCCUCUCAUCUCAAUUCCCACGUCGUCAAGAUCCCUCUUCCCUCAGUACUUUUGGAAUCACGCAGAUAUACUCUGCACUGUGCUCAUUUUUGAAUUAGCGGUCUCUCACUCUGAAAAUUCACUAUAUAUCACUCUCGAGGUAUCAAGCAUGCAUUUUGAAAUGAUGGAAGUGAGCAAGGACUGAUAGCUAAUUUGUUUCCAAUCCAGACACUUCCAGCAUGGCCGACCAUAGCCCAGUGAUCAAUCAGCCAAAUGCGCCCCCGGGAUACUGGGCAAGAAAGGGUACAGAACUCCCAUGGCGAGCGGCAAGAAAAGGAAGCUAUCUUCAUGGCGAGCUUUUGCUUAGGCUUCAACAUCUCAACGCUAUGCGAGAACCAAGUCUGCGACCAAGCCGGGCGUGGGAGGGGUCUGACUUCUUCGCCAAAAUUGGCAUAAAGAGGCAGAACGUUGAGGCCCUUCGUGUCCAGACCGUGGGGCAGGAGGCCGAAGACCCAUGCCUUCACUGCCGGCGAGGAGAUGGACCAUUCGCGGGCUGCGUUAUAGCUCAUGAAUGCGCUGACAUCAUGCCACAGUGCGCAAAUUGCCACUGGGGCGCUCAGGGCGAACGCUGUUCCUUAUACAAAAAGGCUCACCCUGACCUCAGCGCAGAGAUUGUCAAGACAGCUCCCAAGGCAGACAAAAAGCGCAAGCUUUCCGAGAUGUAUGACGGGAUUCAACUGGUGCUGAACCGCUCCGAACUCCUUCUUUCACAGCAGGCCUUACAGCUACAGGGCAUGCUGGACGAUAUCAAUCUGGAAAAAUGCAAACUGGUCAAGAGCCGUGAGGAUCUAGAAGUUCUGAGAAAGGAGCUUGAAGAGUGA
Molecule: messenger RNA, 1000 nt
Organism: Penicillium brasilianum
Lineage: Eukaryota; Fungi; Ascomycota; Eurotiomycetes; Eurotiales; Aspergillaceae
Source: the annotation of a GenBank genome assembly